Chelonoidis abingdonii (Abingdon island giant tortoise) is the source of this 1888-nucleotide messenger RNA. RefSeq names its product thyroid transcription factor 1-like. Gene Ontology annotation, cellular component: nucleus. Lineage: Eukaryota; Metazoa; Chordata; Testudines; Testudinidae. The record is from RefSeq and is a predicted model, not a curated record. Gene Ontology annotation, molecular function: RNA polymerase II cis-regulatory region sequence-specific DNA binding; DNA-binding transcription factor activity, RNA polymerase II-specific. Gene Ontology annotation, biological process: cell differentiation; regulation of transcription by RNA polymerase II.
GGAUCUGGCGCCAGGAUCCUAAAUGAGGAUUUCUCCGAUUCCUCUUACCUUGAGCCUUGCUUUUCAUCACUACCCCACCCCCUGCCUUGCACAUAGUUUUAAACGGAUCAGAGUUGCAAUUAACUUAGGCUCGUGGCAUAUUCACCCCUAUUGUCUGAAGCUCUGAAGAGGAAGGCUCCUCCUCCCUUCCCCUCCUCUCCUUGUGGCGUCUGCUGCCCAUAAGCCCUGAUAAGGUGUGUGCACAAGAUGAAAGGUGAGAAGCUAGGUUUACCCUGAAACCUCCAGCAAAAGUCUGGGGUUUAUGACAGUCACCAAAGCAAAAAAAAACCAAGAAAGAAAAAGUCACCUCUGAGGUCUCAGGACCGGCAGGUUUCACAUGAGCUCUGCGGACCAGCCAGUUUAACUCAGUUACCAAGCCAAGUUCCACAGAGGAGCUGAAGAGGUUUUUUUAGCCAUGGAAACCUCAUGCAUGGAAGGGUUCGGGCAGUUCAUGCAGGUCGCUCACCAGCCUUGUCUUCAGCCUGCACUGGGUUCUUCUGGCUUCUCCGUCACUCACUGCGUAUCUCAAAGCUCCAUGCGAGGUUACUGUGCUGGGACGUUCCCAGGCCCUGCUGACCUACCAGCCUACCACCAGGACAAUUACCGCAAUGGGGUCACCAAUGGAGAUUGGUACGGGCAGAUGCAGGACGGACCAUACCCACCAAUCUCUAGGUACAUGGGACCGUCUGGAUUUAACAUGCCCAGCACUGGUUGCCUGGGAUAUAUCGGGGAGGUGGCCAAAUCUACCCUCUUCCUGCAGAACACGUCCAGGCGGAAGAGGAGGGUGCUUUUCUCUCAGGCUCAGGUUUACGAGCUGGAGAAGAGGUUUGAGCUCCAGAAAUACCUGACUGCUCCUGAGCGGGAGCAUCUGGCCAAGGUCACCCACCUGACCCCCAACCAGGUGAAGAUCUGGUUCCAGAACCACCGCUACAAGAUGAAGAGGCAAGCCAAGCAGCGGGACCUGGAGCAGCCGCGUAGCCCAAUCUCAGCGCUUCACAAGACCUGCGCCAGGAGCCCUGUCACCUCCCACGCUGACUAUGGCUUUGCAGAUCCUGAGCUGGAGAAUAAAUCCCCUCCGGAGGCCCAUUACAACCUCCCCGGACUUGGGCAAGGUGGUCUCAAAAGCCAAGGCCUGGCCGUGAGCCCCAACGCUACUGUAGACUGUCAGCCCAAGGCCAGCAACAGAAGCCUCAUGUUUAGCAAGUCGUGGUAGCUUCAUCUGGGGGAGGAGGGGUUUAUUUUCCCGAACUGAGAUCAUUCCACAAAUUCAACAAGUUCACAGAAAAUUUGGCACAAUUCAAAUCUCAAUUUUUCCACUGAAAAAAAAAGUUUCAACGAAAACCAGUUUUUCCCAGUUCUAAGGUGGCCUGAUGUGCCCCAUUUCACAGCUGGGGAUCUGAGGGCAGAAAUACUUGUCCAAGGUCACACGUGCAGCAGUGGAGGAGGGAACUGAACUCAAGUCUCUAGCCUUCACCAUUAAUUCCCCAAACUUACCUGCCUACAGAGGUGGGUGGCACUUUGGAGUGGGCUAGGCCAGAGCUGCAUCCGCCUUUGAGGGAGCCUUCAGAACUGGCAGAGCGUACGUAGCUAACGGUGCCUGACUGCAAAGGUUGAGAACAGAGACCCCAACAGAGCUGCUCACAACACACAUCCCAUUACUCCCCUCUGCUCUCUCCAGGGUACAAGGAACACAAACAUGAGGCAUUUCUUUUUAGCACAGGCGCUUUGGUUUGGUGACUGCAAGGCAGCAUUAACGAGGGACAGCUGAAGCUAGUGACACCUCAUUUGUAAAAUGCUGGGUAUCACGUUAGUCUUAGAAAUGCCAUUUCUUUUUCAUUGUUCAUUUUGA